Messenger RNA from Solanum pennellii, 1623 nucleotides. Its product is annotated as KRR1 small subunit processome component. NCBI's taxonomy places the organism in Eukaryota, Viridiplantae, Streptophyta, Magnoliopsida, Solanales, Solanaceae. Gene Ontology annotation, cellular component: nucleolus; small-subunit processome. The transcript has 12 exons. Gene Ontology annotation, molecular function: RNA binding. The coding region runs from base 114 to 1262 and encodes 382 amino acids. The record is from RefSeq and is a predicted model, not a curated record.
UUAACCCUGAGCCGCCAUUGGCCUCUGUAACUGCUAUUUCUGCAGUUUGUGCGUUUUUCUGUAAGUUUUCAUUGAUAAUUUGUGGAAUUUUGGUUCAGUUUCGAGUGACUGCAAUGGCAGAUGAGGAGAAUUUAACUGUUAAUGAAGAGUUGAUUCCGAAGCCGAGGCACAAGGGAAAACAUGACAAACCAAAGCCAUGGGAUGAUGAAAGCAUCGAUCAUUGGAAGAUUGAGAAGUUUGAUCCUUCCUGGAACCAGAGUGGAUUGCUUGAAGUCAGUUCGUUUUCAACUCUAUUCCCUCAGUACAGAGAGAAAUAUUUGCAAGAGUGUUGGCCUACUGUAAAAGGUGCCUUGAAAGAGCAUGGAAUUGCCUGCGAACUUAACUUGGUUGAAGGAUCUAUGACAGUUUCUACUACUAUGAAGACGAGGGAUCCCUAUAUUAUUGUAAAAGCUAGGGAUUUGAUAAAACUUUUGUCAAGAAGUGUUCCUGCACCUCAGGCUGUCAAAAUCCUGAAUGAUGAGAUGCAAUGUGACAUAAUCAAGAUCGGCAACAUGGUUCGCAACAAGGAGCGCUUUGUUAAACGCAGACAAUAUCUUGUGGGUCCCAAUUCGUCAACUUUAAAGGCCCUGGAAAUUUUGACCGGCUGCUAUAUCCUUGUCCAGGGAAACACAGUUGCUGCUAUGGGUUCCUUUAAAGGUCUAAAGCAAGCGAGGAGGGUUAUAGAGGACUGCAUAUUGAACAAGAUGCAUCCGCUACAUCAUAUCAAGAUCCUCAUGCUGAAGAGAGAGCUUGCAAAAAAUCCAGCUCUGGCUAGUGAGAACUGGGACAGAUUUCUUCCGCAAUUUAAGAAGAAGAACGUUAAACAGAAGAAAGUUCAGAGCAAAGAAAAGAAACCAUAUACGCCUUUCCCACCUCCUCAGCCACCUAGCAAGAUUGAUCAACAACUGGAAAGUGGUGAAUACUUCUUAAGUGACAAGAAGAAGAUGGCAAAGCAGUGGGAAGAGAAGCAAGUCAAACAGGCUGAGAAGGUUGCUGAAAACAAGAAAAAACGAGAAGAAGCUUUUGUUCCACCUGAGGAACCAAAAACACAUAACCAAGAUGUGUCCAACGUGGAUAAAGAUGAUGUCACUGCUAUGGCAUCGUCAUUGAAGAGAAAAGCAAAGGAGUUCAGGAAGCAAAAAUCAAUUGAUAAGAUCAACGCUGAGGAAUUUAUUGCAGGUCCUAGCAAAUCAUCUAAAAAGAAAUCGAAGAGCUCUAGAUAAGUAGUAGUCUCAUGGGAAAAGAUUGUUAUUGGCCAUUGGCGAUUAUGAUUGCUGAAGAAAAUCUGUAAAAAUUGCUGUCUUGUCACUGUUGUAUCUUCCAUUCAGCAGCCAUAUUGAUGUUAAAAUUCUAGAGGACCUUCCCUUCCAUGCCAUCAGCACGACGAUCAGCUAGUCCUUGUAUCUGGCAUUUUUGGAAACGGGGAAAACACUCUUUUUUCCCCCUUUAGUUGUGAUGAUGGGCGAAGUCCAUAGUGUUGUUGCUUUGUGUACCAUACUGAUUGAUCGCGUUUGCUUUGUGUCACAAGUAAUCUAAACAGACUGAUCAAUUAGAGUAUUUAUUUCGUGUUUAAUCAUCAUCUCA